Umbelopsis ramanniana AG is the source of this 723-nucleotide messenger RNA. RefSeq lists its product as uncharacterized. Gene Ontology annotation, molecular function: structural constituent of ribosome. Bases 142 to 477 code for a protein of 111 amino acids. NCBI's taxonomy places the organism in Eukaryota, Fungi, Mucoromycota, Umbelopsidomycetes, Umbelopsidales, Umbelopsidaceae. The transcript is spliced from 3 exons. Gene Ontology annotation, cellular component: cytosolic large ribosomal subunit; ribosome. The record is from RefSeq and is a predicted model, not a curated record. Gene Ontology annotation, biological process: cytoplasmic translational elongation.
GCGCCUGUGAUUGGCUGGGAUUUUCCAGUCGCCAAUAUCAACCAACUUCACCAUUGCCCGCUAUAGCUCCUCCCCUCUACAUCCAGCAACACACUUCUGCAGUCUUUGCUUAAACUGAUCUGUGUCCAGGAAUAAUCUAAAAUGAAAUACCUCGCUGCUUACCUUUUGUUGACUGCCGGUGGCAAUGCCGCUCCCUCUAGCGAAGACAUCAAGGCUGUCCUCGCCUCCGUUGGUGUCGAGGCUGAAGAUGAGCGUGUCGCUUCCCUCCUCUCUGCUGUUCAAGGCAAGAACGUCAACGAGUUGAUUGAGGAAGGUAGAGCCAAGCUUGCCUCCGUUCCCUCUGGUGGUGCUGUCUCUGGUGGUGCUGCCGCUGCUGGUGGUGCUGCCGCUGGUUCCGCCGAAGAGGCUGUCGAGGAGAACAAGGAAGAGGAGAAGGAGGAGUCUGAUGAUGACAUGGGCUUCGGUCUCUUCGACUAAGCUCCAUAAUGUGUCUACAUUAACCUUUUUGAUGAAAUAAAAAUUAAAAAGCUCCCCUUUGUCUACAAAGGGUCUCCCUUUUCCAAAUACGAUUGAUUGUGCAAAUGGACUUGUGUAUGAACAGUUUGAGAAUGCUAUAGACGCUCUAUACAGCCGAACAAAUCCCAAUGACGGAUAUAUCACCUUGACUUGGCACAAAAUGACAGUGCUCUGUCAGGCUAUGUUUCUUAACAUCAACACGCACCG